Molecule: messenger RNA, 4819 nt
Organism: Acipenser ruthenus (sterlet)
Lineage: Eukaryota; Metazoa; Chordata; Actinopteri; Acipenseriformes; Acipenseridae
Product: flotillin-2a
Exons: 11
Coding region: 261-1547 (428 amino acids)
Biological process (GO): regulation of myoblast differentiation; protein localization to plasma membrane
Cellular component (GO): plasma membrane
Source: RefSeq, a predicted model, not a curated record
UUGCAACGCCCACACUCACGGUUUACUGGAAAUGGCAACGUCCAUGCUCUUCUCGCAGACCCUGAACUAGGCAUCCCAUGAUGCAGCAGGAUAUGCAGUGUUUUGGAGUAUUUCGUCAGGCUGAUCGGGGCGGAGGCUGUGCGUAGCAAGCGGUUUGUAUUGUUGUGGAGGUGAGCGUAGCGCAGUAUAGCGUCGUGACAAAUAGAGACAAAAUAUAAUCAUAAUAUUACAAAAUUACACAUAAAAAAGCAACAUUUGCUAUGGGGAACUGUCAUACCGUUGGACCAAAUGAAGCCCUGGUUGUUUCAGGUGGCUGCUGUGGUUCUGACAACAAACAGUAUGUGGUGGGAGGAUGGGCCUGGGCCUGGUGGUGCAUUGCAGACACACAGAGAGUGACUCUGGAGGUAAUGACCAUCCUAUGUCGCUGUGAGAAUAUCGAAACCUCGGAGGGUGUCCCCUUGGAUGUGACAGGGGUCGCUCAGGUAAAAAUAAUGACUGACCAGGAGCUGCUAGGAGUUGCUUGUGAACAGUUCUUGGGUAAAAAUGUCCGAGAAAUCAAAGCUGUUGUGUUGCAAACACUGGAGGGGCAUCUUCGUUCAAUUCUGGGCACGCUGACCGUUGAGCAGAUUUAUCAGGACAGAGACCAGUUUGCCAAGCUGGUGCGGGAGGUGGCAGCUCCAGACGUGGGCCGCAUGGGUAUUGAGAUUCUCAGCUUCACCAUCAAGGAUGUCUAUGACAAGGUGGAGUACCUGAGCUCUUUGGGGAAAUCUCAGACCGCUGCUGUGCAGAGAGAUGCAGAUAUUGGUGUGGCCGAGGCUGAGAGGGACGCAGGAAUAAGGGAAGCAGAAUGCAAGAAGGAAAUGAUGGACAUCAAGUUCCAGGCUGACACUAAAAUGGCAGAUUCUAAGCGAGAAUUAGAAAUGCAGAAAGCGUCCUUCAAUCAAGAAGUUAAUACGAAGAAAGCGGAGGCCCAGCUGGCUUACGAGCUGCAAGCAGCGAAGGAGCAGCAAAAGAUUCGCCAGGAGGAGAUGGAGAUCGAGGUGGUGCAGCGUAAGAAGCAGAUCACCAUCGAGGAGAAGGAGAUCUCCAGAACAGAGAAGGAGCUCAUCGCCAUGGUCAAGAGACCUGCAGAGGCUGAGGCCUACAAGAUGCAGCAGCUAGCAGAAGGAGAGAAGAUUAAAAAGGUGCUAAUCGCUCAAGCUGAGGCUGAAAAGAUCCGUCGGAUUGGUGAGGCAGAAGCUGCGUCCAUCGAGGCUAUUGGCAAAGCAGAGGCAGAGAAAAUGAAGCUGAAGGCUGAAGCUUAUCAGCAGUACGGAGAUGCAGCCAAGACUGCCCUCGUCUUGGAGGCUCUUCCAAAGAUCGCUGCCAAGAUUGCUGCUCCUCUUGCCAAGAUAGAUGAGAUUGUGAUCCUCAGUGGAGACAGCAGCCGUAUGACUGGAGAGGUUAACCGCUUACUGGCUGAGCUCCCCGCGUCAGUCCACGCUCUCACUGGCAUAGACUUGAUGAAGAUUCCCUUACUCCAGAAAAUGACCAAUCCACAAGCAUGAAAACUCAAAACCAACUAGAGAACAUGUCUGUUAUGCACUCUCACGUCGACUGCCUUCAAACACUUGGAAAAUAGUUUUUUCUACAGACAAGUGGUUUUAUUUUUUAUUUUUUUUAAAACCUCUGGUGCCUUAUUUUUUAGGACCAGACUUUAUGCAUGCAACACUUCUCCUUUUUCAUUUUUUUUUUUAUUAAAUUCAGAUUUAAAUGCUGUUAAAAGCUUGUUCUUAGCAGGGAUCAGAAUACAUGUUAGCCUUCUUCCUUGGUCCACUUCUAACUUCUGCAGCAAUGGAAGAUCAGAGCUGUCAUCUAUUGGUGGAGCAACCAAGGAACCAGGUACAUGUGUGUUUCAAUCUCUGCUUUUAGCUGUCGUAUAAAAUGUAUCUAGAUAACCUUAUCAACCUAUGUUACUACCAGUUGAAAACUAAAAACGGCAGCAACUACCGCUGAGAAAGCAUGAUUCUACUUUUUUUUUUUUUUUUUUUUUUUUUAAACAUGGGCAGUGAUUUGUAUAACUUCUGUGGAAGUGGCAUGCUAUUUUGACUCUGUACUGGUGAAAAAAACUGGCAGCCUGUUUUAUGAGCCAUUAUUAAUGUUAUUUUUAUGUAUUUUUUUAUUUUAUUAUUGUUUUAUCAGUUUGAAUUUCUUAAGAUUAUGCAGUACCUUUUGAUCCACGUGACACCUGGUGGUUGAAAAACGACACUGCAGCUUUUUUUUAUUUUUUUUAUAUAAACUCAAAAUUGCAUGUGAUACACAGAAACGAUUUCUAAUUUGUAAAUGAACUUAACCUUUUUUUUCUUUCUUUCUUUGUCACGGUUUCAUUAUCACCAUUGGGGAAUUUUUUUUUUUUAUAUAUAUAUAUAUAUAUAUGUUGCUUCCAGAAAUAAAUUAUGUACAGAAGCAGAUUUUUUAAAAGGGGAAUGUCACCCUUAGGAUAGAAGUUUGCUUUGUACAGUGUAUUUUUCUGAAACACAGAACGGCUCUGGAGAUUAUAGGCCACCACAAGGCUUUUGUUUUAAAUCUCUGUGAAAAAAAUCGAUUUGCUGAAACUUAAAAAGACAGUUACAUUAUCAGAAAUAGCAGAGCCAGUCAGUAGAUAUAUCGAUGUGUAAAGCCAUAUCACAAUGUUUCAACAGCCUUAAAGGAGCAGACCAGUGAGUAUGCUGUAAUGUUGCUCAAGCUGCCCUUAUAUCCUGUAUAUUGGUUCGGGUCCCAUAACUGGGAUCACAGUACUACAACUUGACAUGGACAAAAUUUGAGCUUUAAUCAUUUGUAGGGUUUUAACUUUCUAAUCCACUGUUUUAGUGACUUUUUAUCGCUUACAGAGUAUUUAUUAUAGCGUCUUGCAGUAUUUAUAGUGUUCGUGUAGGUGGGAAUACGAUUGUGCGUUCAAUCAAUACUAUAAAUGUUUGUCAUUUUUUACACGGUCGCUUGACCACUUGGUGAGUGCUGCUGACAUGGAAAUACCUUUCAUUGCAAAGCUCUAAUAUUGGACAGGAAUCAAAAGAUGUGCAGUAAGAGUCGAGCACGACCAGCACUUGCUGUGUCAGCGUUUACUAAUAAAAACAGCCACCUUUCGUCUGUUUCUCAUAGGGACCACGCAGCGCUUGCUGUCCAGUCUGAUUAGAACUAUUUCUCUACAUUAGUCAUGGUGGCCAGGUGUCUUUAUAAUGAGCCUCUACAUAAACUAUAUACUGCCACUAACGACCGAGGCUGUGGCAUUGGUGUAAGAGUAAAAUAUGUUUUAAACAUUUAUAAAAAAAAUUAUAAUUUGAGUAGUACAUGGGUUAAGACACCAGUGAUUAUUUUGUGACAUAUUCCUUAUCUUCAUAUUCCUCUCAAGGUUUGAACUCCUUGAAAUGCAUAUAGAUGUACCUCACUCUUUGUUUGCAAAGGCACUAAUGCAGUGUAGUUAGAAGUCAUCACAAUAUGAUUAUUUUAAGCCACAUUAAAAACGACGACAACCAUGUAAGCCAAUAGUUUCCGGCCAGCAUCCCAAGGAAGAGGUUAACACUAAAGCAGACCGUGGCCACUAGACUGAUGCUGCAGAGAGGACUGAUAGGAAUCAUUAGGGGUCAUUCUGUCUUUUGAAUUUAACUUCUUUUUUUCUACCGGUCGUGCUGUAUUAUCUUUUGUAGUAUAGCAAUCAAACCGCGGGUCUCAGUUUUUUCAAGUUCCUCGGGAUGAAAAUGAUCUUCUUUUCUAGCCAGGGUUGUUUUACUAUCAAUCUUCUGAAACCAUCAUGCUUUUUAUUAAUCCCUUUUCCUUCUGGCUUUCACACGGGAGAGGAGCAAAACCAAAACAAUCUUGAAAUGAAGAAAAAAAAAACUGAAGCAGUGCGGAAAACUUACAAGUUUGGUAGAAGAAAACUUUGUGCUUGUUUCUAAAUGUGUAUAUAUUUUUUUUUAAACUUGAUUAUCAUAUACUAUACUGCAUAUACUAGUAUAUCAUAUUGUAUUUUGUAAAUCAGUUGUUUAAUCAUCCAGAACCUGUAUUUGACAUGCAAGUGAAUAAUCGCUCACCAUCCACACAUUCUGGCUUUUUUUUUUUGUUUGUUUUGUUUGUUUUUUUUUAAAUCAAUGGCUAAAAUAAUGUUAUUGUGUUCGCCUUAAGAACUGGUGUCACUUUUUUUUUUUUUUGCCUUUAUGUUUUUCAUCUGAUUUGUAGAAAAUAUGCUUUUUAUAAGCUUUUCUCAAAAGCGAAUUGAGUAAGGCGAUGGGAUCCUGUUAAAGCGUCCCAUCCAAAAUGUUAUUAGUCUGUAUAGGUGCUUUACUUUAAAGACCCUUUCGAAAUGUUCACUUUUGCAUUGCUGCCUGAGACUCAUUUUUAUUUUGGUUGUGCGCUUGGUUGACCUCAUAUUAGUGCCAAAAACUGACCAAAAUAUAUUCGGAACACAAACUGGACAGUGUCGUUGCUUACAUGUUGAGGGUGGUAUUUAGAGACUUGUGCUUUCCAGAAGGAGUGAGCUGUUUAAUAUAGGAGCCGAAGGAUGUGGGGAAAGACCAUCAGUACAUUUUGUCAAUCACUUUUUUUUUUUUUUUUAAAACAAUUAGGCAUAGAAGGAGUUUGUGUCUGCUUUGCUCACUGAGUUAAUCCUAAAUGUGUAUCAGUGAAGUGAACGCUAUGGAGAAGACUGUUAUGUACUCAAGUCAUCAUUCUCCUGUAUGUACAUCUAUUUGCUUGUGCCUCGUGUUGUUCAUUCAUUGAUUUGUAGCUGUUACCCUGACAUAUUGGAAUGUUAUAUAACAUACAUGGAAUAAAUGUUCUGCUACCA